This is a messenger RNA of Physella acuta, 444 nucleotides long. RefSeq names its product lysosome membrane protein 2. Gene Ontology annotation, molecular function: scavenger receptor activity. Lineage: Eukaryota; Metazoa; Mollusca; Gastropoda; Physidae. The record is from RefSeq and is a predicted model, not a curated record. Gene Ontology annotation, cellular component: membrane; cytoplasm.
AGCAUCUCUACACCAAGCUGGAGAGUAGCGAGAGGGAACCACUGAGCCGCAACAGCAAAAUACAAGAUGGCACAACGGACGAGCCCGCAUCGUUCCGCAAAGACAGUUACGGCGCCACACCUGGCCAGAUUUUAAACUACAACGGCACGGCAGGCCAAACAUCAAAUAACUUUGGCUCGACAUUGAACCGGAGGUCGGAAGAUGAAGGGGGACACAUCGAGCGACCACAAAGAUUCUUUUAUAGACGAGAGCCUGUAUUUUGAUCCCCAGUCUCCAGAGAGAACACGUGAUAAUUCUUUUGAAAGUGUAUGAUUGAUGUUGUGUUUAGAAAUUGAAUGGACUUGGUGUGAUCUUUGAAAUCGGAUACAUGUGUUUUUGUGUGAGAUUUGGUGACUGUUAAUGUAUAAACCUUUUUACCUGUGCAAUUAAAAGUAUUUAUAUCUU